This is a messenger RNA of Aricia agestis (brown argus), 1595 nucleotides long. RefSeq lists its product as uncharacterized. NCBI's taxonomy places the organism in Eukaryota, Metazoa, Arthropoda, Insecta, Lepidoptera, Lycaenidae. The record is from RefSeq and is a predicted model, not a curated record. The coding region runs from base 351 to 1031 and encodes 226 amino acids. The transcript is spliced from 10 exons. Gene Ontology annotation, cellular component: membrane.
GUGCGGUUUAAUAUUUCGAUGACUUAACUUUCAAAAAUCAAAAUUACUUAUUAUUAUUAAUUUAGCUUUGUUACAAACAUUUUGUAUUUCGAUUUCUUGCAUUGUUGUAGUAAGUUUCUUUACCUAAUUUAUGGUGUUUGCAACAAACGUGCAAGCCACUGCAUAUAGCCAUCUAUUUACUUGCAAACAGCUAAAGUUAUAUUUUCCAUAUUUCAAUAAAACAAAGAAAAGGUUAACAACCCAUAAGUUUACAAAGUAACUACGUACACGUAGCAUGCAAUAGCCGGAAUUCCCACGGGGCAGUGGGCACAGGAUCAUAACUAUAAUAUUCAAAUUACAAGGGUCCAAAAAUGGCAAAGAAAACUAGUAAUACGUCCAGAGUUGCUGCAGCGAUUGUUAUAGUUGUCAACUUUAUUGUAAUGCUGUGCUGCCUGGUGGCGUUCGCGCUGAGCCUGUGGGCGGUGGCGUCUCCCCGGACCCUGGUGCACGCCGUGCAGGUCUUCGGCACCCCGGCCCUUAAGGCGCUGGUGACGGAGGAGUGGGUGGGCGUGCAGGUGGGCGUGGGCUCGGCGCUGCUGGCCGCCUUCUUCUUCUGCAUCUCGCUAAUGGGCGUCUACGGCGCUAUAUCCGCCUCGCAGUUCCUCCUGUUCAUGUACGCGGCUCUGGUGUUCCUGCUGCUGUUGUUGGAAUGCGCUCUGGUUUUCUACUUCUCUUCCAACAUUGUUGAGAAAGGUAUUCAAGACGACGGCCAAUGGACGCACGCCCUAAGGCUCGUCUUCGAAUGCUGCGAUAAAAACUACACGGCUGUCUCCGAACCGAUAACUCCUCCCUGGUCGUGCUGCGGCGUCGACCACUUCCCCAAGAACUGCACAGCUGACAACAUCUACACACGGGACUGCCAGCGGGCCGUGGUGGAGUGGCUGCAGCGGCACCAGGUGGCGAUAUACGCGAGUCUCGCGGCGCUCCACCUGCUGUUGUCGUCCUGCUCGCUCAUCAGGCGAUCCCUCGGUGUCUCUCACUCCCCCUCGUAGCGAACGCAGCGCCGCACUGGCGCACCCAAAUCAGCGACAUCGUGGCGGUCGGUGCGGUCGGCGCGCGUGGCUCCCGGCGCUGACGACGUGCUGAUGGUCGUCGUGGGCAAGAGCCGCCUGGGCUGGAUGAGACAGAAAUGAGGUACACCGAUACGGAAUCCUCAGUCCUCUGUAUUAGAACAUUGUUGAGAUAGAUCUGGUUAAACUGACAAUUAUGAUUACAGACUAUGUUACAAUUACUAUUCUCGAAUACGAGCAAGAAAAAAGGAGACUUAACAUUAACAAAACUGCUAAAAAUUAAGACUGACACUUUUGUAUGUGUAGUGUUCACCACGAUCACGAAAAAUUUAUGUAGUUUACUGAUCAUUGUUACUUGUUAUAUCAUCUCUGAUAUCCUACUAAUCGAAAGUAGGUAGCAUGUUGUCUUGUUGUUGAAUUAGUCAGUUCUUAUUUUUUACACAGCGACUUUCUAUAAAAUUUCAUUUAAUGUAGUGAGUAUACUCUAGGGAUUUAUUUGCAUCCUUAUAAAUGGUCGCUGUUAAGCAUUAGUGUCCUAACCCACAA